GGGUCAGUUUUCGCUUCUCUUUGCAGCUGGGACUUCUCACCUGGAGCCUGUUUGCUGAGAAUCCGAUGUGGGGCUCGGCUUCGUGGCUGGACACAGCAGAUCGGCCCAUGAAAACGUCUAUCCCCGGCCAAAGGAAGAGGUCCGGCAAAAGACAGCACCUCCUUUUCCAGGCUUGGCAGCAGAAGAGGGGACGGGAGGUGGCGACGGUAGAGCCCGAGAAGAAGACUGAAAGGUGACAUUGAAGUUGAAGAUGGGUGGUGGAGAAAGAUUCAACAUUCCAGUUCCCCAGCCUAGAAAUAUUAACAAGAAUCACCAACAACUUAAAAACAGGCAAAAAAGCAAAGAUCAGAAUUCUCAGAUGAAGAUUACCUAUAAGAAGAAAGAAAGGGGGCAUGGAUGCAACUCAUCAUCUGUUGCAUGGCAGGCCAUGCAAAAAGGAGGAAAGAAUGCUGUGCACUUCCAAAAUAAUCAGAAUUGGAAUCCUGCUUUAUCAAGUCCCAACACACUUUUUACAUCUCGAACCAAUCAGAACUAUGCUGGAGCAAAAUUUAGUGAGCCACCUUCACCAAGUGUUCUUCCUAAACCACCAAGCCACUGGGUACCUGUUUCUUUUAACCCUUCUGAUAAAGAAGUAAUGACCUUUCAACUUAAAACAUUACUAAAAGUCCAGGCUUGAGAGAACUUGAAACACGUUUAAAAUUACAGGGUUUCAAAUUUGAGAAUUAGUCAAAAUACAUAGUUCCAAAAUGCACUGUUUCUCAUGAGAUUGCUUUGUUGCAUAUAAAAGUUGUGUCAUGACGAGACACGAGGACUUUUCUUGAAGAUCCCAAACUUCCACCUCAUUCAGGUUUGGUGCAUUUUACUGUGAAAAACGUAUUUACCAUUAUGCAGCCUAAUCAGUUUUUUCAGUGGCUAUUAAUGCCUGCAUUUACUGUAUUGGUCUUAAAUUGAACUGUUCUCAAAUUUGAAGUAAUGCUACUUAAAAAAGCUGGGUAUCUCAGUGGGUAAGAGCUGCUGUUAUAAAACCAACUUUUCUACAAUGUAAUGCAGCAAUAGAAAGAGUAUGCAACUUACAGAACACUAUGAAAUCUUUAGAAAACAGAACUACUAUCUGUUACACUUAAAGGUCCAUCAGUCACAUGAAGUCUUUUUAAGGCUAAUUAGCAAGGCUUUUUUCUAAGCAAGUCUCUAUCUGGCUCCAGUUGUAUCAGUGAAUUUUUACUUGGCAUUUGUCAGUCAUCAGUUGACAGGGCAGACUAACAUCUGAGCCUGUGACCAAGACUUUGACUUCAAAUUUUACGGGGGGGUGGUAAAGAAAGUCAAAGGAAAUAACAUCUUGAGCUUUACCAAAAUAUAGCAAUGCAUUUAUCUAGAACCUGACCAAGUUGAAGUGUGCCAACUAAUGCAGCACUUUGCAGUGCCAGGUGACUGCUAAAAACUUUUACAACCUUUCCUUAUUUGGAUUGCACUGAGCAGCUUUUAAAACGAAUUUUUGUAUUGGUUUUAUAUAUCUGAAAGAACAGAAAUUAGAGUUGUUCAGGUUAGUGUUAAAUUUGGAUACCUGGUAAUAUGGAUGUUUAAAUUAGUGAAGCUUGUGGUGAGUGUAAAACUUGUUUAAAUAUAUAGGGAAGAAAGAGCCAUGUAAAUAAAUGUAAAACUUUGUAGCAUAUGUAAAUUUAUGCUGGGCUUUCCUGCAGAAAAUAUUUUUAGUACAAAACUGCUGAAUGUAAGAAGACCAUGCUGAGUACAUGGCCUGAUUUAAAAGGAAAAAAAAAUAUUUUGUUAGGGAAAAAAAAACAAACUGUAAAAGCACAUGUGGCUGUGCCCUUGCACUUAUGUACCAGUGAAUGUGCACGUGUUUGAUUUGAAGCUGUCUUAUUUUUAAAGUAAAUUUAGUGCAAAAAACAGCAUAUUGAUUUUUUUUUAAUGGUUUUUUAAAAAAAAACUUUAAAUUUAUGUGUGCUCAUGUUUUGAAUGCAUAAAUGAUAGUAUCUGUGAUUUAUUGUAACGCACCUAAAUGCACUGAAAUUUUGAUUCAAGUCCUUAACCAUAGUUAUUUAGAUGCAUACAUACUUGAGAUCUGGUGGUCUAGGAUUUAAUGCAAUUCUAGCUGGUUUUAUCAGUCUCCCCUUUUUUUAAUUGUUGAUCAUAUCUCAAAGGAAUUAGUGAAGAUUAAGCCACUUGGCCCCUGGUUUUCAUGAACUAUAACUUGGUCGUCACCAUGUCUCAAUAACAUUGAAUAUAAAAAUUGAGCAAGUAUAAAACCCUUAAGAACUUGGUUUCCAGUGUUUGCAGCCAGCAUGUGGGUAUUUAAAUAAAGGCCAGUGCUUUUAAUAAAACCCAGUGCUCGGUUUUAUUGAGUGAUGCCAUAAACUAUCAUCUAGAAAAAAGUGCUUCUGUAGUAAAUACAUGAAAACUUGAAUUGUGGCAUACUAAGGAAUACAUGAAGCAUCUGUUUAAAAUGCAGGUCUAAUAGAUUGUGAGUAAGCAGUUAAAAUGAAGUUACAAAAUGACUUAUUUCAGCAAAUAAGUUCAAGUACUCAAGAUGCACUUAAGUACAAUACAUUGUUUAUACAUUCAAAAUGUUGGCAGUUAUUGAAAUGUUUAAAAUGCACUAAUCCAAAAAAAAAAUUGGCAAUUUCUUAAAUUUAUCAUCAUCCUUAUUUCCCAAACUUUCACCGAAUUAAAAGUUAUAGCCCAAAACUAAAUGUGUUGUAUUCUAAAAUUAAAGAUUAUAAAGUACUGUGUGUACUUUUAUGGAUUGGAAAUCAUAAAAGCAAAAUAAACUACCUAACCUUUUCUCCCCCAAA
Alligator sinensis (Chinese alligator) is the source of this 2810-nucleotide messenger RNA. RefSeq names its product proline rich nuclear receptor coactivator 2 (gene PNRC2). The record is from RefSeq and is a predicted model, not a curated record. Bases 251 to 676 code for a protein of 141 amino acids. Lineage: Eukaryota; Metazoa; Chordata; Crocodylia; Alligatoridae. Gene Ontology annotation, cellular component: nucleus; P-body. The transcript is spliced from 2 exons. Gene Ontology annotation, biological process: nuclear-transcribed mRNA catabolic process, nonsense-mediated decay.